Molecule: messenger RNA, 4572 nt
Organism: Anopheles bellator
Lineage: Eukaryota; Metazoa; Arthropoda; Insecta; Diptera; Culicidae
Gene: wry
Exons: 13
Coding region: 1-4572 (1523 amino acids)
Biological process (GO): establishment or maintenance of epithelial cell apical/basal polarity; heterophilic cell-cell adhesion
Cellular component (GO): plasma membrane; protein-containing complex
Molecular function (GO): calcium ion binding
Source: RefSeq, a predicted model, not a curated record
AUGAAGCACCGGGGUGCAUUCUUCUUCUCGGCCCUGCCCGUCUUGGCACUGGUCUCGCUGGUGCUGGCGGCGGGCGUAUCGGUCGGGGAGCCCACCGACGCGCCGGAGGACGUCGGUGAAGGACUGCUGUUGACUACCGGUGCCGUUGCCGUCACUACCUCUCCCGGGGUGGCGGCGUCACCGUCGGCCGCCCCAGUGGCCCCAGUGGAGUCGGCCGUAUCUACGCCGUCACCGCAGCCCACUGUCGAAAACAGCCCGCCGGAUGUGUCGCCAUCAUCAUCGCCAUCUUCACCGUCGGCGUCACUGACACCGUCGGCAGCGAACGUGCCAGGCCGGGACGUGUCAUCCACGCCACUCUCUACGUUCGUCCCGUCAUCGUCGUUGGCUCCCGACACACUUGCGCCGUUGUCGUCGUCGUCGUCGGUUCCGCCACCUUCAUCUUCAGCGGAAGUGGCGCCACUAAUGGCGUCAAGCACAAUUGUCUCUAGUGGCCAAACCGGCCCCGUGCUGCCCUCUGGUGGCUCCGGCACGGAAGCAACAGCCGACACGCCGGCGGAGCACCCGACGACGGAGGGCUCCGGUCCGGAAGCGACGGUUGUUGCGUCUGCAGCACACGACGACGACGGCGAGGACGAGGCGAAGAAACCGGCCGCCGACCUGGCGGAGCCGGAGAGUGAAACGCCAGUCUUCAGCUUCGGUAUCCGCCUGUUCACGGUGGAGGUCGUGACGGGAACGGAGCGGGCCAGCCAGGAGGAGCAGAUCGAGCCGACCAACGGAACCCAGGCGGAAAAUGUUACCCUCCACGAAGUGGGUGUCGAGCCGAGCCACGAGAGUACCCUUCAGAGUGCCACAGUACAGGAGGCGAUGACCACGACGACGACCGGUGCACCGGUUGCUGUGGAUUCGGAACAGGUGGCCAGUGUCGAGCCGCAGGAUGAGCUGGCAGUGGUUCCGGUAGCUCCGACCGGCAGCGAUCAACAGGCAACGGUCACGGUCAACACCCAGGUAACGGCGAUGGAUAACGCUCGGCACGAACCACUGGAGCCUCUAGAGUCGGACGUACCCGAGGAUGGGUUCUCCAACGAGAUCCACGUCGAGCGCAACCUAAAGAACGGGCUGUACCGCAUCAAGAUCGCCGAGAUCACGACGGACGAGUUUGACAACGGGCUCCGGGAGCACGACAACGAAGCGAUGCUACUGACGGAUUCGAUGGGAGCCCGGCUACACCUGCCACCGUCGCAGGCCCUCCACAAAUCGGUGUACCCGAGUAAGAUCAACAUCGACGACUUCUACCCCUCGAAGCUGGAGGACUUCAAGGAGCAACCGCUGCAGCGCCAGCAGUCCAACACCAUCCAGGAGCCGGAAGCGGAGAAAGUGCUGCGCGAGAAGGCGAUCCUGCGUAACGAGGACAGCGAGCGACUGUUCGAGUCCACCAUCGUGAAGCCUUCGGACGUACUGCCCGUCCUGACGACGACGGCCGAGGUGGACGAGAAGCUGACCGAGGAAGACGUGACCGGCCCGGACGGUGGCGACAUCUCGACGACCAAGAUUGAGAUCGAACUGAUCGAUGACACCUCGGAAACGUCGACCAGCGACGAGCGGGCCAGCAGCAAGCCGACGACGGACAACAUCACCGAGCGGCUGGAGGAAAACGACGAGGUAAUUAGUCGCAUCGAGGAGAACUUUAAGGGCUUCCGGCAGUUCGAGGGCACCGUGGCCGGGGACGAUGACGACGAGUACCGGGAUGCGAUGGUUGGGGCACCGGCGGUGGUGGCCACCGAGGAGGAACCCCGCAAGGAUGACGAGGUGAUUACAAUCGCUAUCUCGUCGGUGACGUUCUCGUCCUCGCAGCAGGACACCACGCAGACACCGGCCACAUCGCCCAGCGCGCUCCCCGAGGACCUCGGAGUGCCGGUCAGUGGCAGUGACAUCGUGAAGGCAGAUGGCUACGGUAAUCUGUUCAUUCCGCGGCGCGUGAAGAAGAAUGAUCCGGCGACGGCCACGAAGCUUGCGCAGCUCGCCAAGACACAGGCCCCACUCCGGAAGAUCGAUUUUGCGGCCACCAAGUUCAACACGGACAACAGUGCUCCCGGAGGGGGUGCCGGCGGUGCGCAGGACCUGCUCGGAGUCGGGGGCAAGAAGGACAAACCCGAGUUCUCCACCACCAAGUUCUACAACAGCAAGGAGCUGUACAGCGAGUUGCAUCAUCAUCCGCAGCAGCCAGCGAACCGGACUGGCCCGGUGGGACUGAAGCCGAAACCGGGUGCCGCCAUCCUGUCGGAGAAGGACAUCAUAAGUGCGAAAACCCUAUCGAAGCCGGCCAACCCCUCGUCGGCAGUCCCGCCCGGUGGGUCCGCCAGCUACGGCCGGAAAUCGGCAAAACCGCUGGCCACACUGGAGCUGAAGCAACACACGCUCAAGACGAACUUUGUGCUGAACGAGGACCCGCUGGCUACCGCGAAGGCGCAGCAGUCGGCCACCGUGGAUGGCCCAGUGGAACCGCAGGGCAAGAUAAAGUCACUGGGGUCGGCCGCCUCGGCGAUCAUUGCGGCCACGGCGAAGCUGGCCAAACCGGUGCGCCCUCCGGCGACGACCACGACGACGACAGCCAAGAGCACCCCGGUGGCGACCGUGACAUCGUCCAGCGGCUCCGGCCAGGGAGCAGAAAACUUAAUUACACGCCCAACCGGAGCGCCCCUGUCACGGUUGCACGAGAAAAUUAAUACACUCGACUGUGAAAUCCAAACCAUCGCGCCGGACUCGAGCGUUUGGCGCGGCAACGAGACGCACGAACUGGAGCUUCCCGUCACGACGCCCGAAGAUUGUUCUGCCGGUUCGAGCUGCACACCGACCACGAUCUCGUGGGAAGGCACCGCCGACAUCCAGUCCGGUGACGUACUCAUAGUGGAAAUUGACGACCACCAUUUGAUCCCGUCCAACUACAACAAAUCCUCCGAAGGCGCCCAUCACACGACCGCCGCCGUUUAUCAAGUUACGCGGCUCGGCCACGAGAACUGCGACAUCACCGAGGGCGUCCUGCUCGACAUCACGCCGCUCGUGGCCGACGGCAAGAAGCUGGUCACCCUUUACGACAAGGAUCUGACGGAGGGAAUUAAUCUGCUAAUUGUCGUCUCGGAGCAGUGGGGCCAGCAGUGCGUCCGGUUGAAGGUGACCGUCAAGUCGGAUAAUUGUGGCGAAAAUGCUGACUGCUCCGGAAAGGGUGUGUGCUAUUCGAACAACUCCAUGGAAGGGUACGAGUGUCAGUGCUGCAGCGGGUUCGCCGGGACACACUGCGAGGAGAUUGAUGCCUGCAGCCCGUCGCCCUGCACCAACAACGGAAUCUGCGUCGAUCUAUCCCAGGGACACGAGGGCAACGCUUAUCAGUGUCUCUGCCCGUACGGCUACACCGGCAAAAACUGUCAGUUCGAGUCGGAUCCGUGCAAUCCUUCGCAGUGUCUGAACGGUGGUACCUGUGUCGGCAAUUCGACUCACUUCAGAUGCGAUUGCACCUCCGGCUACACCGGACCCCUCUGUCAGCACAAUCUGAACGAGUGCGAGUCGUCACCGUGCGUGCACGGCAUCUGCGUCGACCAGGAGGACGGAUUCCGGUGCUUCUGCCAGCCAGGAUUCUCCGGUGAGCUGUGCAACUUCGAGUACAACGAGUGCGAAUCGAACCCAUGCAUCAACGGGGGCCAGUGCAUCGACAACAUCGGAGGCUUCUCGUGCAAGUGCACCCGGGGCUACACCGGCAAGCGGUGUCACAUUAAGGUCGACUUCUGCGCCAACGAUCCCUGCCCGGAUGGGCAUCGGUGCAUCGACCACGGGGAUGACUUCACCUGCGAGUGUCCUGGGGGCCGGAAUGGACCGGAUUGCAAUCAAGUACCGAGAACGCUGUGCAACGUGAACCCGUGCGCUAAUGGAGGCACCUGCUGGACGACGGAGGAGUCCUUCUACUGUGCCUGCCGGCCAGGAUUUACGGGCAAAAUGUGCGAAGAAAACUUCGUCAUCGAUACGAUGGUGAGCUCGAGCGAGAUGCUAUCGGACACGCUGGCCAACCAGAACGGGCUGCGGGCCAUCAGUGGCAGCACGAUGUAUGGAGCCGGCGGUGGUAGCGAGGGCGACGGGGAAGGCGAUGGCGGAGUGACCCACACCGGCACCGGCAAACAGCAUAGCAGCGCCAUCGAGCUACACAACGCGUACAUUGCGGCCGGCACGCUCGCCACCGCCAUUUUGAUCGUGGCCAUCGUGGUAACCGCCUGUCACUGCAAGGUACACCAGAGCUACCGACACUUCGCGACCAAGCACCGCCAGCUGAUACCGGUGUUCGGGCGGCGCUCGAAGCCGGCCAACGGCGCCAACCGCCACUGGCUGAGCGGCAAAGGCCACCAGCACCACCAGAGCCAUACCAACCCCAACUACCACUACGCGGCGCACCAGGGCCUGCAGCCCCACUCGUACGCCGGCCUGCAGCCGGAGCGAAUGAUCACCAAACCGCUGCCGAUGAACCUGGAGAACGACAUGUACUACACCGUGGACUUUGGCGACUCACAGAACGCACCCUUGAUACAGUAA